Messenger RNA from Dermacentor silvarum, 8668 nucleotides. Its product is annotated as serine/arginine repetitive matrix protein 2. Bases 1 to 2781 code for a protein of 926 amino acids. Gene Ontology annotation, molecular function: phosphotyrosine residue binding. The transcript is spliced from 12 exons. The record is from RefSeq and is a predicted model, not a curated record. Lineage: Eukaryota; Metazoa; Arthropoda; Arachnida; Ixodida; Ixodidae.
AUGGAUGCCGUGAGGUUGCCCGAGAGUCGUGCAUCGUCAAGUGGAAACAGCACCGUCGCGGGAAAGGCAUCGCCAUCCCAACAGUCGACGGCUGUUGUCGGCGCGUCGACGCGACGUCGUGCGACGCGGCGUCCCGAAGCAGGAGGGACGUCGACCUUCUGGCGACGGCGGCCGCUGCUUCAGCGGAGCCAGACCUGCCUGGGGGACGUGGACCGAAAGGCGAAGAAGAAGUCGUCCGCCUCGUCGUCCGACCGCUGUCCCGGGGGUGGUUCUGAGGACUACUGGUUCCUCGAGCCCGCGAACGCUCCGUCCACUGUUGUUACUCCCGACGGUGCCAGUGCGAGUGGUGCUGGGAUAGUUGUUGAAGAGCGCGCUCAAGCGGGGGACAGGAAAUUGCGUAGCGCCGACCGGAACUCUAAAGGCGGUUCUUGCCUAUUCCUGUCUCAGUGCUGUUGCCAGACGAAAGGACAGCAACGAAGCGAAUGCUCCCCGCAUUUCUCGCCAUCUAGGUCCGCGGCCCCUACGUCCCCGAGCAUCAGCUGCGGCUCGUCGUCGUCGAAGAACGCGGCCGAGAACCAACGGUUCAGCAACAGCGGCAGCAAGUCGAGCCCUCAGCCGCCACCGCAUCAGUCGCAGGCCUCCGGUUCGAGCUCCGCGUCGGCGUCCUCCGCCAUCCAUAGCGAAUCCGGCAGCAAGGCCUCCAAGACAGCGGAUGAAGCUGCAGCAUCAGCAGCGGCGUCGGCAGCAGAGGCAUGCGGCGACGACGCGGGCGAUGUGCAGUACUGCGACCCUUGGGACACGGGCCCAGCUGCAGUGGCUCUGCGGCUGCUGAGGGCCGACGAGCAGCGCAACAAGAGCCCCACUCCGGCACACGCCACCCCUGCCGCAGGGGGGGCGCUGUCCGCCGACGAGAUGGCCCGCCAGCGGCACAUCUACGAGACGGCGUUCGACUCGCGCGUCAAGCAGCGAGAUCCGGACCAGGACUUGGACCGAAUGGCCCAGAGCCCUGUCCUCCUCGCUGGGCUGCAGCAGCAGCCGCGUGCAGGCCCCCUCUACCCUGUGCCAUCGUCGUCCUCGUCUUCGGGAGUGUCGGUUACGCCAGGUCGCAAGGGAGGCAUCACAAGGCAGCCUUCACUGCAGGAUGCCUGUUGCCCAAAGCCACCACCGCACCAGGGAAGCAGUAGCAGCACUUCAGCAUCUUCUAGUGUUCAGCAGCAACCAGCACCAACACCUCGUGGUUCUAGCAGCAGUGGCGGUGGCAAUCCUUCAGUUCCGAUUCCUGCUACCAGAGGGCAGGGUUUGGCGAGCAAGCAAGCGUCAGCGGCCGACAAGGCCAUUUACCAGAACCAUCCAUUACCACAGUCCCCUAUUUCCGAGAACCCCCCUGCUGCACCUCUCGGCGCUGUCGCCGUUAAGCGCAGCAUCCACGCAGGUGUCAAGGUGCUCCCUUCAGAGCCAGUGCGACGCCCAAGGCAUGGUGGCCACCGCAAGGAAGGGGAGCCGAUGGCCCUGGCGCCCGUGCUGCUCAAUGGGUUCCGAUCUACAUCCUCAGACAAUGUGUCAUCAUCCUCCUCUUCAGACAACAGUCCCCGCAGGCCUGACGAGAAGCGAGGCCGGCAUGGUCCGCUACAGCCAGUUGCUGCUAAUUCCAGCCAUGUGGCAAGCACGGCAGCCGCGCUUCAAAAUGGUUCCAACUGCGCCCUCCAGUCAUUCAGAGCAUCACCAUCCGUGGACAGCCUCUCCAACUCUUCCUGUGAUAGUCCUCGAAAACCUGAGGAGAAGCGUGGGAGAUUGGUAGCAGUCGCACCACCCACAGUAGUCAAUGGAGCACCUUUUAAGGGAAUCUCCUCAACUUCAGCUGAAAUUGACAAUGCUGAGCGGCGGCUCUCUGACAACAGCAAGCGGUAUCCUGCUGCACGACCGCUGCUUACACACAAUCAAAGCCCCAGCUCGGACUCGAGACCAGAAAGCGACUACGACCGGCCCUGGGACUUGCCAAGGAUCAAGCGCAGCAAUGGUGACUCGCCUCCGCAAGUCCCCGACCAUAGGUCCCGGCCGGCAGUGCAGUCGCCCACGCAGCACACUCCAGCGGUGCCGCCCUCGGCCGUCCGGCUGCCCCCUCCGUCCCCCGAGUGCACUGCACCGCAGGCCUCAGAGCUCUGUCGCGCCAGUCCUGCGCCAACAGCUUCGAGCAGCAGUGGCGGUGGCCCCAGUUCAUCCUCCCCUUCGGUGGCCAUGAUGGCCUCCUCCUCCUCAUCCUCAUCCAACACGUCCAUCGCGAUGGAGUCACCUGCCGCAGGUCCACCUGCCAGGCCCAGCGCUCCAGCGCGACCCAUGCUCAACCUGAACUUGAACCUGAAUGCAUCGAACUCGCCUAAGCGGUCUCGGCACAACCUUACGCUUAACUUUGGUUGCGCCGCUUUGAGCGUCGUCGGCGAGAAAGUAGACACCAGCGUCGCUCUUGAAAAGCAGGGGUGGUACCAUGGCUCGAUCAGUCGCCUUGACGCUGAGAACUUGCUCAGGGUUCUGAAGGAAGGAAGCUACCUCGUCCGCAACAGCGAAAGUUCCAAGCACGACUUCUCACUCUCCCUGAAGAGUGCACGGGGUUUCAUGCACAUGAAAAUAGUGCACAACGAAGACGGGAAGUUUAUAUUGGGCCAGUUCAGCAAGCCCUUCGAAAGCAUCCCUGAGAUGAUCCACCACUACUCAGUCAACAAGCUGCCCAUCAAGGGAGCCGAGCACAUGUCGCUUCUCUACCCAGUCAUCGACCAGCUUCUCUGAAAAUGCAUUGGACUGUGUGUCACCUGCUGUGUGCUGGCAGCAUCAUAUAGAAUACUUUUAAUUUCUUUAUUCUCUUUCAGAAUGACCAUUCUCUUCGUAGAUGUUUUAUAUUCUACUACUGAGUGACAGAUGCCAAAAAAAAGAAAAAAAAAGAGCCAAGCUCUCUGCACAAUUUAGAGCUUUCUCAGAGUCGGGCAGUGUACAGAAACAGUACAUGUUCCGAAUUCGCUUUUCAGCCUUUCCUGUCUGCCUGAGUAAGGAUGUAGUUAGCCGAGACUGUAAGCAGACAACUUCUGUGCAUAUUCUGAGCAAAGUAUUACAACUUUUCAAAUCUAGCUUUCUUUAAUGCUGCGCAUUUUUAUGAAUCGGAGAUAUGCCUUGCAUGUUUCUAGCAGAAUGGAUCCACAUUUCACGCAAAGAGCAUACACAGUUUUUCUAAACUGAAGUGGGAUUUUAUUGCCAACUUAUUUGUGUCUGUUUAUUCCAGCUUAUUCUGUCAUUCAUCUUCUCAUUAUCUUAUCUGAUUGGAAACCAAACAGUCAUGUUACUGUUGUGUGAACUGCUCUGUUAAUUGUCACUCACAGGGUUUUCUUAGUACUAGCCUUUCAGACUUUGCUUUCUUUUAUCAGAAGCUUCAGAAACAGCGUCCUGCACAUUCUUUGUCCAAUCUUACCUUUGACAACUGUUAUGGUACUUAACUGAAAUGUCCUGUGUGGAAGGACUCAAUCUCAAGUCUAGAUGUCAAACCGCUUCGUUUGUUGAAGUGGCAACAUUCCAUUAUAGAUAAUUCACUCUGUUUUUACUGCACAUAAGAUAACUAAGAAGUGAGGUUAUGUACUUAAUCUUACCAAGUAUUUAUUUCAUUGUUGCCAUGAUGUGAAACUGUCUAGUCGAUUUAGUUUAGGCACUUCCUAAGGCACACAUACAUUUUGUUUCAUAUUACAAAGAGUGAAGAAAUGCACAUGUGGGGAGUGUAAAAAGUGUUUUCAUCGCCAGUUGCACAGCUGAUGUAUAACAAUGAAAACAUGCAAUAUGCUUAAGAGGAGCGAAGUGGUUCUUGACCAGAGAAGCGCCUCCAUGGUGCUUUGACUACCUACAUGUUAACUAUAUCGACAUGCGGCAAGCUUGGGCAGGCAUUCUGCAUCAAAAUCAAAUUCCACUUGGAGAUGCUCAUGCGGUCACAUUCAGCUUGUGUUUGGCCGUUUUCGAUUUUAUUUACCCUAUUGUCACACAGGUAAAAAACUACAGAGGGGUUGUCCUCAAUUAUUAGCCAUUUUCCAGCUGGUAACAGUUGUCUUUUACUGGUUUCCAGAAUGACUAUAACUGGUUACACACAGAAAUGGGCUAAUGAUGUGGUUGAACCGUAGGUGCCAUUUAAAUGCUUCUGCUAGGACACAAGCUUUCAAAUAUAUUGUUUUGCUUUUAAAUUCUUUUUCUGUGUCUGAACUUGCAGGAAAACUAAUUUUGUCAUGUCUGUUGGCACAUAAUAGGCACUUGCCUCAAGAACCUACAGCAAAUGGUAGUGUGCUAUAUUAUGAUUUCUUGCAGUUACAAGGUGUGAGGAUAUGGCUGUAACUAUUCUUUAAAUUUUCAACAAGAAUUGAGGAUAAAAAACAAGGCUUGUAUAAGCAGGAAACCUCCAGCUGAUAUGCAUACACCUCUCUAAAAAUAUACACAUCUUUACGAUGUAUUAUAUGGCACUCUAAAAAUUUGCGUACUUAACAAACAGCAUUUAGUCCUGUAAGAAAUUAGCUCUUUGCUUUUGAGAGCUCUCAGCUUAGAAAGUAAUUGGCCAAAAUUAUUGACUUGCAGCAUAUGAAAAAUUGGCAGAAAAUUAAUAUGCAUAUUGUUAUUAUAGUCGCCUUCAACACCCUUGAUCUCCGGCACCAUCAGAAAAACCAGCAGUGAGGUUACAUAUUUAGCACGGUGCAGUAGCUCAGCAUUGUCAGAAAAAUUUACCACCCUCAUAGAAGUGGCACAUUGCCAUGAAUAAGCUUUGCCUACAUAGUGCCAGUUUGUUGCAUCCCAAAUGUGUUACCUUUAUUGUUUCGCAUGAUGCGAGUGGCAAAGUGAUUUUGGUGCGAGAGUCGUUGCCUUGCCGAACAUGCUCAACAUUCUCUGGCGAGCACUGUGGCAUUGAAAUUUUUUCAUGCAAUCACAGGCGACCUGGGUGUUGCUUUGUACUAACCAUAAGCCAUGGUGUUAUGGCUUCUAUCUUUGGAAGAGGUACUACUGUACGCAAAAUACGAUUGCUUUUUCUGUUUAUCAUGCCAUUCAUUAGCUAGUGCUUGACUUCUUAUGCUCUUUCAGCAAAGAAUGGAAAAAUUUUAACAGUUGAAAAGUUGAAAUUUGAUAUAACGAACACUGCAUAAUGAAUUAUCAGAUAAAACGAAAUAUCGCAUAUAGUGAAAUAAAUAUAAAAUGUUUCUUGCUGAUAUAAGCAUGUAAUGAAUAUAUGCCUUGAACUAAUAUCGGAUAUAACGAAAGAUGUUGAAUGUGACUUUGUUUUAAUGAGAUUUAGCUGUAUUUGCAGACUAUUUCCUGUAAGCUUUCAAAGCCAGAUUUCAAGAAUUUCUAACAUGCUCGUGCAGGACAUAAUUCACCUAUACCGUCAUUUAAUUAUCACCGUGACGUGAGAGAAGUAUCAUGAAUUCUGCAUCUGGCCAACAGAUGAUUGGAUAUGAGCGAACACAUAUAGAUACAGGUGCUGUGAUGGGAUCUGACGUGCUAUUGUGGUCCCAGGGAAAAUUUUUCUGUGCCAGGUGCUUCGCCAAGCUUUCCAAGUUUCGUUUGCGUUGCCGACGUUUGCGUUUUUCGCUGCUCGAGCACAUUUUGCGUGAUGUGCCUUCUCAGCUGUGAGAAUGAGACAGCGGUACUUGGAAGUUGAAAGACGGUGUGUUGUGGAGAGUUGGUGAGCCGGGCGUUUCUGGCCGCGAAAUGUUGGUACCACGGUGAAGAAGAAGACCGACUCUAGCUUGCUUUAGGCAAGCUGCUAUUAAGCUUGCUUCUGACUCUCCUUAAUAUUUAUUAGCACAUAGCUGUUGCAUUUAUGUUAGAGGCAGUGCUAGGCACCUCGUGAUUACGGUGUAAUUUGAUGUGCUUUUGGAUAGUUGGCAGCAAGUUGAAAUGUUGUCGGUGGUUGAGGUAUACUGGUAAUCUUUGACUUACUCGCAUAAAGCCUUGAAAUGAUGUCGCAUGAAAAGGGCAACUGAGUAUGCUGUGGUUCAUGUACUUAAUUUUUAUACUCAUUCACCAUGCCAGCUCUUUCAAAUGCUUAUCGAAUUCUGAAUUUUAAGUGUUCAAAUGGUGCACAUUGUCCUCCUGAUUAUAUGUUCUGCUUCCUAGGUAGCUGUCUCAGCAACUCUUGUUUGCACAGAACGAAAAUAUCUGCAAUGUGCCAACAUAACAAAACUCCCCCCCUUUUUUUUUCUAAUAUAAAUUGAGUUUUCUCUCUCUUGCCUAUUUGUGUUGGGCAGUAAAGGUGGCAGAUCUUGAUUGCUUUUCGUGCUGUGUUAUGCAUAGUUAUGCUACCUUUUAAGUGAUAAAAUGCCAUUUGCCUGGCAUGGUCAAAACCUACUGAUAUUGUGAGCAUGUGUGCAACUGUCUAUAGCACAUGUAAGUGUAAAGGCAACAUAUUUUAAUUAAGUACUUAUUGCAUGUGCACCUGCUUGUAAUUUAUGUUGCCGCUCAAGAGGUUCAUCAGGGAUGUCAUUCUUGCGGUCAUUCAUGGACCAUUCAGUAAGUGGUUGUUAUACUGCAAGUAUAAAGGACUCUGCUCAUGUUUCAGCCUUGUGUCAUGAUAUGUCGUGUGCAGAUUUUCAAAAGCAAAAGAGGGAAAAGCUAAACAGCUUGGAAAAGCAACGUGGACAUUUACAUAUCAACUCAUAAAUAACAGAACAGUAAAUGCUUUGAUUUGCAUACGUGCAUGGCUGUAAAAUGUUUGCCAUGUGUGUGUGUGUGUGCAUGUUUGCUAGAACUCUCUGAUUUCCUUCAACUUUGUCACAGUCUGUAACAAAAUGUAGGUGGCCUGGUUCUGUAGGUGAAAAAGAAAGGAACUGCCCAAUAAGAAUGGGGCUCUACAAAGUGGCUUUUGGGAACACAGCUUGUGCCUAUGGAAAACAUUACUAUUUGCACUAUUUCAGAGAAGGCAGUGAUGUUUCAUUUUCAUGGAACACUUUAUAGUGAAUAUGAUUCAGCAUGGUCAUAUGGAUAAAAUUCUAAACGUCUGUGUCAAGUAAGCUGGUGAAAAAUUUGAAAUAGCUUUUGAAAACUGAAGUGAGGCUUGUUAUACGAUUUGUUUGUGAGCCCGACUAACAGUAAUAAGUAGUAUAAUUGUCUUUUCACUACAGAAAGUAACGAGUUUGCUUUUGGUUUUCUUUGUAUGUUUGUAACUAUUCCUGUGUGCUUUACUAGAUUCUUGGAUGUGAGGUCGCAGAGGCUGUACAGUUGAAGCUGUCUGUACUUUUGUCAGGACUUUCAAGGCCGCAUGACAGUGUCAAAGCUCCUGUUGUUGAAUAGCAAGGUAAUCAAUACCAGUUGUUUGGCAACAGUUUUUGACGUGCAAUAGUGGAAAGGGAAAUGUUGAAGUGACAGAAUUUUGAUAUUUUAUUUAUCAUGAGCCCAUGCAUACAGGUGUGAAGAAGUCACGUCAAGUCAAGUAAAUUUAUUUUAAGCACCAGAGAAAAAGAAUUACAAGAGUGUGCUAGCGGAAAGUGAUUUCACGGUUUGACAAAGGCUUUCAUCCCACCACUUCUAUCCCCAACAAAUGUUUAAAGGGUUUUAAUUUUAGACGGACAUUUAUUACUCAUGACUUACGUGUGGAGGGCUUUGCUCCAGACUACUGAUCUAAUAUGAAGCAUCAACCUGAUCCUGUAGCAUCAACAGCAUGAUAAUGGGCUCUACUUUUUAUUGCUAAACCACUUUUACUUGAAAUUCGCAAGUGCAUUAUUGCAUAAAAUUAUUUUUCUGUGAUGUUCACCAUACGUUGUGCUUGAGUUCUUGGACUUCUUCAGAGCUGUGUUCCUUGAUUUAAAUAGGAAACGUGCCAAAAAUAUGUCUCUGUAAAUUGCACCAAUAAUACAUUUGCACUGAUAAAUGUAUUAGUGUAUUGGUGCUCAAGUGCACUAAAAAGGUAAUGAACGAGAGGGGUGGUCUAAGGUGAGACAAGUGUAGCACAUGUCCUGUAGAUAUGUAUUAUUUUUGCAACUCGCUUCGCACGAGGGGAAACAAAAAACGUGUAAAAUGUAAACAGACAUUUUGUUCUCGUGUUUUUAUGCUCUUUUACACCAGUUAUUUAGAUAAAAUGUGUGCGUACCCAUUGUUUCUUUUCUUUAUUAUGUUCAUGUGAAUGGUGUUACGGCGAGUUUGUUAUUUCUAGUGUGACAAUACUGAGGAAUGUACAGAGAUCCACGAGGUGUUCGUACUUACAUGGCGUGCUCAUGCAUAGGUUUUUAGACCUUGAGGUCUGAUGUGUGCCCGUGCCCUCCACGAGACAGUUUGUGAAAGCUUGUACAGGAAGACCGGCUUGUAAAUGCGUUCUCGGUUUUGUAAAUGUGUUGCCAUUAGCCCCACAGUUCUUGCAGGCCUUUGUGCUUUUCCAGCCAAGGCUUGAUUUGCCUAAGGGUGGCUGGAACUUCUUAGCACAAUGUGCCAGGUCGCUUGGCAAACUGAAGUGUGUAUAUAGCGUUCUGCGGCCAGAAGGCUUUCAUUUGUUCUUACAGUGCUGUAGUUUUAUCAGGAACAGCAGCAGUGCAUUGUUUUGAAGAAGGAAAGUAUUCUCUCUUCUGUUAGGUUAGAGAAAAAAAAAAAGUGAUUUCAACUCGUGACACUCUAGUGUGGUCAGUCUUGUACUGAAGUGUUUUUAAAUAAAGAAAGUUCUGUAAAAGUG